AUGGGCACCGCUGCAUCGCGUCACUUGUCCGCGGAGGAGUUGCUGGAAAUCCAAGCGGAGACGGGAUUUUCUUUGGCGCGCCUCGAUUAUUUGUACGGACAUUACGAGUCCUUGGAUCGCGACCAGGAGGAUCGAGUCCUGCGCAGCGAACUGCUGAUGGUGCCGCCGGUGGCGUCGCAUCCGCUGGCGGAACAACUGGUGGACGCCAUGUUGCAUCCGUCGCUGGGCUUCCGGCAUUUUGUGCGCGGCUUGGCGCACUUCCGUCGCUCCGAACCGCUCGACCGGAAAUUGGCCUCCAUGUUGCGCCUUUUCGACGAGGACGCCGAUGGCCUGCUGACCGCUGAACAGUGCCACGCCCUGCUCGACCGCCUCCCGGCAACGAAACGGGAAUGCCGCUCGAUGCGCUGGCGCCUCAAACAGAUCCUCGCCGAAAAGGAGAAGCUCGAUUGCGAGGACUUUGCCUACAUCACCAGGGGUCUCGACCUCGAGGAGAGUCUCUCGCUGCGAUUCCACUGA
Messenger RNA from Drosophila ficusphila, 516 nucleotides. RefSeq names its product calcineurin subunit B-like. The record is from RefSeq and is a predicted model, not a curated record. The transcript has a single exon. Gene Ontology annotation, molecular function: calcium ion binding. Lineage: Eukaryota; Metazoa; Arthropoda; Insecta; Diptera; Drosophilidae. Bases 1 to 516 code for a protein of 171 amino acids.